AUGGCGGAUCAGACCGAACGUUCGUUUCAAAAGCAACCGACUGUCUUCUUGAACCGUAAGAAAGGCAUCGGUGUUAAACGAAGCAGGAAACCGCUUAGAUAUCAUAAAGAUGUCGGCCUCGGUUUCAAGACUCCCCGAGAGACAGAGAAAGCGUUUCAGAAACAGGCUACGGUUUUCCUUAACCGUAAAGGCGGCCUGAAGCGGAAGGAUAUGAGACACCACAAAAAUGUCGGUUUAGGUUUCAAGACGCCGCGAGAGGCAAUCGAAGGAACAUACAUUGACAAGAAGUGUCCAUUCACCGGGAAUGUUUCAAUCCGAGGCAGAAUUCUCACCGGUGUUGUACAAAAGAUGAAGAUGCAAAGAACAAUCGUCAUUAGACGUGACUACCUUCACUACCUACCUAAAUACAACCGUUUUGAGAAACGACACAGGAAUAUGUCGGUACAUCUAUCACCCUGUUUCAGGGACGUCGAAUUGGGAGACAUCGUUACCAUCGGUGAGUGCCGGCCACUGUCUAAGACUGUGCGUUUCAACGUACUCAAAGUCUCCAAGGGCAAAGGCUCCAAAAAGUCUUUCAAAAAAUUCUAA
This is a messenger RNA of Danaus chrysippus (African queen), 588 nucleotides long. The record is from the annotation of a GenBank genome assembly. NCBI's taxonomy places the organism in Eukaryota, Metazoa, Arthropoda, Insecta, Lepidoptera, Nymphalidae.